Messenger RNA from Chlorella variabilis, 1626 nucleotides. RefSeq lists its product as hypothetical. Bases 1 to 1626 code for a protein of 541 amino acids. The record is from RefSeq and is a predicted model, not a curated record. NCBI's taxonomy places the organism in Eukaryota, Viridiplantae, Chlorophyta, Trebouxiophyceae, Chlorellales, Chlorellaceae. The transcript is spliced from 16 exons.
AUGAAUACGCUACUGUGGGCUCUGACGCUGCUGGCAGAUGGCCAGGAGCCGCUGCCCAGCCAGCCCGUCAAGUUCAACGUCAAAGACUUUGGGGCCAAGGGCGACGGCGUGGCGCGGGACACGCAGGCGUUGCAGGCGGCGGUGGCUGCUGCCAACGCCGACCCAGAGGGCGGCGUGGUCUACCUGCCUGCGGGCACCUACCUGCUGGACAGCACGCUCGUGGUGGAGCGGGCAAAUGUGGUGCUGCGAGGCGACGGGGCAAACGCCACCACCAUCUAUAUCCCCAACUCCCUCAGCGACGUGUUUACUGGCACCUGGGUCAACGUCAGCGGCAAGGUGAAGAGCUCCUGGGACUCGUCCGGUGGCUUCAUCACCUUCAAGGGCAGGAAGCAGACCAGCCUGUUGGUGGGCCCCUUGCUGGCCAACAUUGCGGGCAAUGUGGAGCCCGGCGACUUCCGCCUGCCGGUCGACUCCACCGCCAAGUUCCAAGCGGGACAGCCGGUGCGCAUCUGGGUGAACGACGAGUCCACAACGGGUGUCAGCAGCGGCACCGACAAGGCGCCGGCGGCGGGGUUGCCUGGCGAGGCAGCAGGCGGCGACGAGGGCCUGCCAGUGCCAGACUGGGUGAAGCAGGAUCCGACAUACCAGGCGGCGCUGGCCGCGGGCCAAGGCAUGGAGGAGCCCGAGGACGGCUCGGAUGGCGGCGGGGGCAGCAGAGAUGGCGGGGGCGAGGCCGGCGGCGGCGGCAAGGUGUAUGGCGAUAACAUGGCAGACAGUGGCCCGGACAGCGGGAUCCUUUCCAGGGACCAAAUCGCCUUCACCGCCAGGGUGGCCGCCAUCGGCGAGGGCUGGGUGGAACUAGACCGGCCCAUGUCCUUUGCAGUGCGGGAGUGGUGGAAGGGGGUGGUGCACGUGGAGCAGCCCAGCCUGCAGGAUGCUGGCAUGGAGAAGCUGACGAUUCGCUUCAAGCACUCGAUGUUUGGCGACCACUUCAGCGACCGAGGCUACAACGCGAUCCAGGCGGUGUCCGGGGUCAACCUGUUUUUCAGCGAGAUAAAUAUAAUCAAUUGCGACAACGGCAUCAACCUCUUCUUUGUGGAUCACUCCACGGUCCAGGACGUUACGAUCGACGUAACAUCGCCUCGCUGGGGGCGAGACCGGGCCAAGGAUGCCUUCAACGGGCACCACCCCAUCACCGUAACGAUGGGGCACUCCAAUCUCAUCACCAGGUUCUCCAUCAAUGCCAAGUGGAUCCACGACCUGUCAGUCGCCUACGGCGCCUCCCUCAACGCCUUCACCGCCGGGCGGGGGCUGGACCUAAACGUCGACCACCACAGGGCGGGCCCCUGGGCCAACCUGUUCACUAACAUCAACGUCGGCUGCGGCAGCAGGCCCUUCUUCUCGUCAGGGCGCCAGGGCAAGGGCGCGCAUGACGGGAAGCCCUCCCGCCGGCCCCUGGAGCUGCCCGGCUGCGACCUGGGGCCCCUGCUCAACUUUGUGGGCGCCUUUGUCAAGCCCAACUGCCGCACCAAGAUGAAGUGGCUGGUGGAGGCGCUGAACGCCAGCAGCCCGGCCGACCUGCACCGUGCGCAAGUGGCGGCGCGGCGGGCAGCCAGCGUGCGGUAA